UGUCAGUACACACUGAAUCUUCCUAGUGAUCACACGCGAAUAGUUUUCAACUCCCUCACUGAACGGACGACAUUUGGCAAGAAAUUUUUGUUGUUACCGGUUGCUAUUUAUAGUUCUGAUAAGUAGCGGGAUUAGAAAAAAGUGAUACCUCCCUGUUGGCAAAGAGAAAAAGAUAACAGUGACAUUUGAGUGUGAGGUUUCAUUGUGCAGUGGUUAACGCUCAUAACGACUGCUGUGAUUCAAAGUGCUGCCCUUUAUACGCCCUCCGCUGGCUGUGCACAGGAAGAACAGAAUGAUUGACGAAAUUAUGGAUUUCGACGGAAUGGCUAGUCUGUCGUUGACUUCUACAAACGAUGUGGAUUCGUGGAUCGCCCAGUUAAAGAAGAAAGAACCUCUGUCACUGAAGGAAGUUGACAACCUAUGCAAGAAGGUGCAAGAGGUUUUAGUGGAGGAGAGCAAUCUGGUUGAGGUUUCAUCGCCCGUCACGAUCUGCGGAGACAUCCACGGGCAGUUCUAUGAUCUGAUGGAGCUCUUCAAAGUGGCCGGAGAACCACCUGAGGUCAAUUAUCUCUUCAUGGGCGACUACGUGGACCGAGGAUAUUACUCAGUGGUCGUGGUUUCCCUCCUGCUGGCGCUCAAGCUGCGAUACCCUCAGCGCGUCACCCUACUGCGAGGCAACCAUGAAUCCCGCCAAACUACCCAGGUUUACGGGUUUUACGACGAAUGUUUCAGCAUUUACAACACGUCGGCUGCGUGGUCGCACUUCAUGGCAGUCUUCGACACGCUUCCUCUCUCGGCCGUCGUCGACGACAGCAUUCUGUGCAUGCACGGUGGCUUGUCGCCUUCCUUGGACACUUUAGACCAAAUCAGAAUCCUGGACAGGUUUCAGGAACUGCCACAUGAAGGCGCGAUGUGUGAUCUGUUGUGGUCUGACCCUGACGAUUCCGGAUGGAGGGCUGGCUGGGGCAUGAACGCUCGCGGGGCUGGAUACAUGUGGGGGGCUGACAUCUCGCACGACUUUACACACAAUAAUGGGCUCGAGUGUGUUACACGGGCGCACCAGGUGAUGGACGGCGGUUUCCAGUGGUGUCACGACGAGAAGGUUGUCACCGUCUUCUCUGCCCCGAAUUACUGCUACAGAUGCGGGAAUCUUGCUGGCUACAUGGUCGUCGAGGAUGGAAUGCAUACUUGUCACACAUUCGAAGCAGCGCCGCGAGAGAAAACGGGACCCCUUAUGAGGAAAACCUUAGGUGGAUAUUUCUUCUAAGAAAUAUAAACUUUUAUAUUUGUCUUUAAAAGGAGAUCGCUGGUUCGAUUCUCUGCAGCAGUAUUCGACGCCAUGAAACAAUCAUGCGUACCUGAUGUGGUGCUACGGCUGUAAAGUACUACAGCUGUAUUAACCGACUGUGAUAGAAUUACACUUUUUUGAUUUCGUAAUAAGAUAUUAUUCGUUGUGCCGGUUGUUGAUGUUGUCCAUUAUAUAUGUAUUUGGAUCAUAGGAAAAAAAAUAAAUCUUACCUUUGAAUUA
Messenger RNA from Penaeus vannamei (Pacific white shrimp), 1528 nucleotides. Its product is annotated as serine/threonine-protein phosphatase 2A catalytic subunit beta isoform. The record is from RefSeq and is a predicted model, not a curated record. Gene Ontology annotation, molecular function: protein serine/threonine phosphatase activity. Gene Ontology annotation, biological process: mitotic cell cycle. Gene Ontology annotation, cellular component: cytosol. Lineage: Eukaryota; Metazoa; Arthropoda; Malacostraca; Decapoda; Penaeidae.